AUGUCAGCGGGCAAGUUUAUGUCCCUUCAGUUCCUCACCACCUCGGCAAGGGCCCACAUUGCGCCCCCUUCCAAAGGGCGACUAACCCCUUCCACCGUUGUAAUCAGCGCCGCCGGUCCUCCUCAGCUCCUUGACCACGUCGUCCUUCUUCAGCUCGCCCUUGUCCUCGGUCUGUAUGUCGAGGCUGUAGUGGUUCAUGAGGCGCAUGACGGCGUUCUUUUGGUUGAUGAUGCCGAAGCGGCGCUUGCCAAUGUUGCCCUCGACCUUCUUGCCGUUCCAGAUGACGAGCACAAACUUGGUGCGGGUGCUCUCGCUGUCGUUGGCGUACUCGACGCGCGCGUAGCCGUACUGGUCCUUGGCGUCGUCGAGAUUGGACACGAACUCGUCCCAGCCCUCUUUGCCCGUCGUCAGCUCGGCCUCCUUGCCGGACGGCGUCAGCAGAAGCCAGUUGGUGUCGUCCUUGUUGGACCGCACGGCGUCGUAGGCCGCGCGGAUGUCGGGUGUGUCGAAGUUGACGGCGUUCAUGGCGGAGGAGGAGGAGGGGGGAAACCGGGAAGGACGCCGGGUUGA
Molecule: messenger RNA, 570 nt
Organism: Pyricularia pennisetigena
Lineage: Eukaryota; Fungi; Ascomycota; Sordariomycetes; Magnaporthales; Pyriculariaceae
Exons: 2
Coding region: 1-570 (189 amino acids)
Source: RefSeq, a predicted model, not a curated record